CGAGUCACGGCAGCACCGGCGGCGCUUAUGGCGAACCUCUGCGGCAUUUCACUCAGCGUUGCGCUGAUUCUGGCGAUCCUGAACACUUCGGCAUCUGAAGGACAACAGAAGAAAAUCAGACAGAAGAGAGAAUGGAUAAUCCCACCACACAAACUAAAGGAAAAUGUCAAUUAUAUAAAUCAGGAUUACAUAGCCAAAAUCCGUUCAGAUGAGGAGACCAGGACGAGUAUAAAGUAUUCACUGACUGGAUCAGGUGCUGAUCAGCCGCCUGUCAACUUGUUCACUGUUGAUAGAGAGACCGGCUCGGUCAAGAUCCAUGGAGUGUUAGACAGAGAGAAAACUCCCGUUUAUUAUCUUCGAGGGGUGGCCAGGUUUCUGAACGGCAGUCAUGCUGAGAAAGAUAUUGAUUUGAGAAUCAUGGUGGAGGAUGAGAACGAUAAUGCUCCUGUGUUAAACCUGACAACCGGAGCUGUUUAUGAGCGGAGCGCAAGAGACACGUUUGCAAAGACCAUCACAGCAACAGAUGCAGAUCAGCAAGGAACUCUGCAUACAAAAAUCGCCUACAGCAUUGCUGAACAGCAUCCUGAUAACAUGUUCUACAUUAAUCGAGAGACCGGUGGGAUACACGUCAUGCACAACACGCUCGACAGAGAGAAACAAGACACAUACACGUUGAUUAUUAAAGGGACUGAUAUGAACGGAACUGCGAACGGAAAUACAGGAACAGGGACAGCUGUCAUCAAGAUUCUUGACGUCAAUGACAACAUGCCUACUUUGGAGAAAAACUUUUAUGAGUGCAGUGUGGAGGAAAACACUCGAAACGUGCAAGUGGUGAGAAUUGAAGUGACGGACGAGGAUCUGAUCUAUACUGAAAACUGGCUGGCUGUCUUUACAAUCGUGUCAGGAAACGAAGCCGGUUAUUUCUCCAUAAUCACAGACAACAAGACCAACGAAGGCAUCCUGAUUCUCAAUAAGUUGAGGGAGGAAUAUCUCACUUCUGUUACAGAUGCUCCGUCUAAAACUGCAACAGGAACCAUUGCCAUUCAAGUAAAGGACUUUAAUGACCACUGUCCUGUGCUGAGCCGUCAGUCUCAAACGCUGUGCUAUGAGGAUCACGUGGUUUAUGUCACGGCUGUGGACAAAGAUCAUUUCCCCAAUGGAUCACCCUUUGGUUUCAAAGUGGACACCAUAAGCACAAAGGAGUCAUGGAGCAUCGAACCUCUCAAUGACACUACAGCGAUAUUCAGAUCUCAAAAAACACUGUGGCCCGGCGUGUACCAUGUGUUUGUGGACGUGUGGGACCAGCAGGGGAAGAUCUGCGCUGCUCAGGAGCUUCAGGUAAACGUCUGCACGUGUGACGCUUCUAAAGGUUGCCUGCCCAGAAAAACCAGCUCUACGUUUGGAGCAUCUGGUGUCCUUCUGAUGCUGCUGGGACUGCUGCUGCUGCUCUGUGAGUAA
Molecule: messenger RNA, 1458 nt
Organism: Sinocyclocheilus grahami
Lineage: Eukaryota; Metazoa; Chordata; Actinopteri; Cypriniformes; Cyprinidae
Product: desmoglein-2-like
Exons: 9
Coding region: 28-1458 (476 amino acids)
Biological process (GO): homophilic cell-cell adhesion
Cellular component (GO): plasma membrane; desmosome
Molecular function (GO): calcium ion binding
Source: RefSeq, a predicted model, not a curated record